AUGGACCUGACAGGAAUUUUUGAGGCUGAAAACAUCCAAACUGGGUCAGAACUUGGCCGGCCCCUUAUCUUCACCCUUCCCAGACUCUUUUAUGCCUGCUCGUUACGCGGCUGGGGUUCAGGGCGUGUGAAACACGCGGGCCCUCCCACCAUCCGCAGCAGCAAUGCCACGUGCGGGCCCGCAGCCGGAGGGCACCCACAGAGACCGAGAGGGCCACUGUUGCUUCAUUUCCGCGAAGCUGUCUUUACGCUGGGAAGCCUGCCUCUGCUUUCGGCCUUCCGGGUCCCCUGCCUGGGCUGGGAGUCCGGGGGGGGGGGCUUUACUUGGGCUCCUGCUUGUCCCUGCGCUCACUUGAGGACACGGUCACGGCAGAAGAAAGUGCCUUUGGCUCCUUCGCGGACCUGCUGGUGGCCACGCACGCCCUCGUGGCCGGACCUGCGCAGCCGGGCGCGGCUCCUGCUGCUUUUUCUGUCGCUGGCCGACCUGCUCUCGGCUGCCUCCUACUUCUACGGGGUUCUGCAGGACUUCGAGGGCUCCUCGUGGGACUGCGUGCUGCAGGGCGCGGUCUCCACCUUCGCCAGCACCAGCUCCUUCUUCUGGACAGUGGCCAUCGCCCUCUACCUGUACCUCAGCAUCGUCCGCUCCAUGUGCGGGCCCGAGGCCCGCCGCCUGCUCUGGGUUUUCCACAUCGUCAGCUGGGGGGUCCCGCUGGUCAUCACCGUAGUAGCCGUGGCUCUAAAGAAGAUCGGCUACGACGCCUCAGACGUGUCCGUGGGCUGGUGCUGGAUCGACCUGGAGGCAGAGGACCGCGUGCUGUGGAUGCUGCUGACCGGCAAGCUGUGGGAGCUGCUGGCCUACGUCACGCUGCCCAUGCUCUACCUGCUCAUCCGGAAGCACAUCAGCAGAGCGCACGCAGCGCUCUCUGAGUACCGGCCCAUCAUCUCCCAGGCGCAGCAGCUUCAGCGCCAAACAUCCGUGGCCGAUAAGAAACUGGUCCUGAUCCCGCUCAUCUUCAUUUUCCUCCGGGUCUGGAGCACCGUGCGCUUCAUCCUGACCCUCUACGGCUCCCCAGUGGUGCAGUCGCCGGUGCUGGUCGUUCUGCACGGUAUCGGGAACACGUUUCAGGGAGGUGCCAACUGCAUCACAUUCGCCCUCUGCACGCGCCCUGUCCGCACCCGGCUCCUCUCUCUCUGCUGCUGCUGCCCUUCUCAGCCCCCCGCCCAGAGCCCUCCCAAGGCAGCGGCGCCCUCCCAGACAGGCCAGGCCCAGCGACCCACGCGGACCCCAGGCGAACUUCUGUGCACCUGAGCUUCUCCCUUCCUAGAUCUGUGCAUGGGUGCUGUGACCUGGGGCCCAGCGGUCUGAGCGCCGGCUGCAGGGAGCGGGCGUGGGUGUCGGUGCGCUGCCGGCCUUCCGCUAGCCAAGCUCUUGACCCCGCCAGGGAGCAGCGCAAACUCAGCUUCUUCUACCUCCUCGACCCUCAGGCGCACAUGCCCCUCACACUGCAUCCUUCUGCACCCGGGGGUAGUCGUCUGCGUAGGGUUGGCACUGAGAUUCAGGGAAACUAGAGGUAUGUGAUCAUUAUCAGGGCACCUUGUGGUCCGGGGGUCCUCGGCCUCAUGACCACGCAGCACUGUUUACAAUUUGAGGGACCCACACCUGUGGGAAGAGCAUGAAGAGACUUGUACACUGUGCACCAUCCUAAAUAAAAUGUCGGGGGGACCAGAGAUGUGCCCCCAACCAGA
Vicugna pacos (alpaca) is the source of this 1745-nucleotide messenger RNA. Lineage: Eukaryota; Metazoa; Chordata; Mammalia; Artiodactyla; Camelidae. The record is from RefSeq and is a predicted model, not a curated record.